UUGGCGACGUGUACCCGGUGUGUGGAAGUGUUUAGGUUUCUUGCCGCCGCCGCCAGGGAACUGUCCGUUUGAAGAGCCCCGUAAAGCCCCUAAAACACAAAGCAUGGGAGCAUCUCAGAGCGUGGAGAUACCAGGUGGAGGCUCAGAGGGUUACCACGUCCUCCGGGUCCAGGAGAACUCGCCGGGGCAUCGGGCAGGACUGGAGCCGUUCUUUGACUUCAUCGUCUCCAUCAACAACAACAGAUUGAACAAAGACAAUGACACCUUGAAGGACUUGCUCAAAGCCAAUGUGGAGAAACCAGUAAAGAUGCUGGUGUACUCGUCAAAGACCCUGGAGCUGCGGGAGACCACAGUGACUCCCAGCAACCUGUGGGGAGGCCAGGGUUUGCUCGGGGUGUCCAUCCGCUUCUGCAGCUUCGAAGGGGCCAACGAGAACGUGUGGCACGUCUUGGAAGUGGAGCCCAAUUCCCCAGCGGCCCUGGCCGGCCUGCGGCCGCACACCGACUACAUCAUCGGAGCCGACACUGUUAUGAAUGAGUCAGAGGACCUGUUCUCUCUGAUCGAGAGCCACGAGGGAAAGGGCCUGAAGCUCUACGUCUACAACACAGACACAGACAACUGCAGGGAGGUGGUCAUAACGCCCAACGGAUCCUGGGGAGGCGAGGGCAGCCUGGGAUGCGGGAUCGGCUACGGUUACCUCCACAGGAUUCCUACCCGUCCUUUUGAGGAAGGAAAGAAGAUCAGCUUCCCUGCAAACUCCUCCACAGAGCCAGUCAGUCCCCUGAAAGACGGAUUCACAGAGGUCCAGCUUUCGGCUGUAACCCCUCCUUCCUCCACGCCCGUCGUCUCAUCCGGCCUUGAAGAUGCACUGUCCGGUCUGUCCAUCAGCUCCGCUCCGCCCGCCAUGCCCAGUGAGCUGCAGACGGGCUUGCCCACGGUGCCUCUCCUCCCCUCCACCUCCAGCUCCUCCUUCGCUCCCCUCCCUCCACUGAAUCCUGCCGCCGCCGCUUUCAGCCCAGCCACAACGCUACCAGCCAGUGUGACGUGUCCGUCCCCAGGUCUCAUGCCUCUCCCAGGAGGGCUGCCUCCUCUCCCAGGAGGGCUGCCUCCUCUCCCAGGAGGGCUGCCUCCUCUCCCAGGAGGGCUGCCUCCUCUCCCAGGAGGGCUGCCUCCUCUCCCCAACCUCCCCAACCUGAACCUGCCGCUCCCAGACCUCAGCGCCGUCUCUCUGACAACCUCCAGCUCCAUACCAACAGCAGCAGCAACGACGGUGCCCCCUCUGGCUCAGCUGCCCCCCCUGUCCCUACCAGGUAUGGGUCAGUUCCCUCCCCUGCUCCCCAACCCCUCUCUGCCCUUCGUGCCCGCCUCUAGCGUCGCCGCCUCAGUCACGGUCACGGCGACCGCCCCGGCCGCCAUCGCCACCACAGAGGCAGUCGCCACAGAACCCUCGGCCCCCACGGAUACAACACUACCGCCGUCGUAAUGUCACCGCGAAACGUUUCACGCAGCCGGUUCUUCUCUCUUUCUCCCAUCUGUCUUUCUGUGGUUUUUCUAUUUAUUUGGCCAGGAGAGAGCAGGCAGCGAGACGCAACAGCGGCCGACGCCCCAGUUAGAGCUGAGGCAAAGAGACGGGAUGGUAGUUCUAGAUCAGUCCGAAGUGUCUGCGUUGGCGGAUUGUCAUUCAGCAGAACUGGUAGCACUGCAGCUCGUUAAAGCUACUGUACAGAGAAGAUUGCUUCACACUUCUGCAGUAUACAGUUAUUUUUAGUUUUUUCCUAACUGGUUUACCCUUACCAACCCUCUUCUUUUUUUUUUUUUUAUAUAACCAUUCCAUGUUAAUGAGGCUGGAUGAUGAGCAGAAUUUCUUUUGACUAUGAAAUGGGACGACUCACUCCUGCGCUGCUGUAUUAAAAAGAAAAAAAUCUAUACAACUAUAAACAUGUUUGUUUUGCCAGGUUUCCCAGCUCCAUUAUUCAGCCUUUUUAUUAGUAGCUGACAAACCCCCACUCUGCACCAUUAGACGGAUUGAAUUACUAAUUCUGAAGUUUUCCAGAAUGAAUCUGCAUCAUUUUGCACCACUUUUAUUUGUGUUGUUUUGAAAUGAUCCCUUUGUAUGUCCCCACAUAUAGGCGGAACUCUAUAUUACACAGUAUGUCAGCAAACAGGCUGAAAGGUCAUGGUUCUUGCUGCUGGGUUACCGUGUUCGGGUCGGUCACAGUUGGAGUACAGUCUCUGUAAAACUUUCGAGAAAACGUCUGCAGAAUGCACGGUGCAAGCAAUAAAGCCAAAUGAGUUUUACAAACUGUG
Molecule: messenger RNA, 2307 nt
Organism: Poeciliopsis prolifica (blackstripe livebearer)
Lineage: Eukaryota; Metazoa; Chordata; Actinopteri; Cyprinodontiformes; Poeciliidae
Product: Golgi reassembly-stacking protein 2-like
Exons: 10
Coding region: 104-1483 (459 amino acids)
Biological process (GO): Golgi organization
Cellular component (GO): Golgi apparatus
Molecular function (GO): protein binding
Source: RefSeq, a predicted model, not a curated record